Messenger RNA from Oikopleura dioica, 1500 nucleotides. Lineage: Eukaryota; Metazoa; Chordata; Appendicularia; Copelata; Oikopleuridae. The record is from the annotation of a GenBank genome assembly.
AUGGUCACAACAAGGUCUUCUCGAACGAAACUGAGCGAGGAAAAGCCCAAAGAGUCGAAAAAGAAGCAAGAAGAAGCUUCGUCAGUUGAAGAGACCGAGAGCAUGGAAGUAGAGCAGACCGAAGAGCAGAAACUCGAGGAAAAGAGAGCGCUCCACAUCAAAGAUGUAAAUUUGCAGCUCAAGGAGCUCGAAAAGGCCGGACAGCAGCGAGAGCCCAGGAUUGUUUCAAAAGUGAUCCGACAACUCCCAAAGACCCGCCGCUGUCUGGACGAAGAAGUCCUUCUUUCUGUCAUUUCUCAGUUCCACUUUGAUCGCCGCGACGCUCUCCUCGGUCUUUUAGGCCUUUCGGCGAAGAAGAACGAUACAAAAGCUCCCUGCAUCGAAGUCGAGUUCUACUUGACUCUGAUCAGCGCCAUUUACUUGCUGGACAAGGAGCGACUCGAGCAAGCGCGGGAGAUUUUGGAUAAUUUGCUCAUCCGCGCUGGAAAUAAUUUGGGCCAGCGGAGGUCGAUGGAUCCUCUCAAUGCGAAAAUUUACUUUUACCACAGUCGAGUUUACGAGUUGCUGAAAAUCCUGGAGCAAGCACGAACAGUUUACAUGAAGCGUCUGCGAACAGUGACUCUUCACGCCGAGUACGAGUCCGAAUCCGUCCUCUUGAACUUGCUCCUGCGAAACUACCUCCAUUACGAUCUGUACGAGCAGGCUGAGAAGCUCAUUUCCAAAAGUACCUUCCCAGAGCAAGCAAACAACAACGAAUACGCUCGAUAUUUCUACUACCUCGGCCGAAUCAAAGCUAUUCAACUCGAAUACUCCAACGCUCAGAAAAUGCUCACAAACGCUCUUCGAAAGUCGCCACAAGUGUCGGGCGUUGGCUUCCGACAAGCAGCUACAAAGCUUCUUACAGUCGUCGAUCUCCUCCUCGGAGACAUUCCCGAGCGCUCGCGGUUCACUGAAAAAGCCAUGGAAGGCGCGUUGAAGCCCUAUUUCGCUCUGACUCAGGCGGUCAGAAUCGGCAACUUGGUCCAGUUCAAUAAAGUUUUGGAGGAGUUUGGCGAAAACUUUAAAUCGGAUCGAACUCUAACUUUGAUCCUCCGCCUCCGCCACAACGUCAUCAAAACCGGCGUCCGUCGCAUGAGCUUGGCCUACUCUAGAAUCUCGUUAACAGACAUUGCCGAUCACCUCGCCCUCGACGGACCUGAGGAUGCCGAAUUCAUCGUCGCCAAGGCAGUUCGUGACGGCGUCAUCGAUGCCAACCUCGAUCACCACGCUGGAUACGUCUCUUCGCAGAAUACCAAGGACACUUAUGCUUCGAGAGAUCCCGAACGGGCGUUUGACAAGCGAAUCAAGUUCUGCCACAAUUUGUACGCCCAGUCCGUCAAAGCGAUGCGUUUCCCGCCCAAAAGCUACCACGACCCGCUGAGCCCCGAGGAACGCCGCCAACGAGAACAAGAAGAUCUCGAAUUCGCGCAAGAAAUGGCCGAAGAAGACGACAUGUAUUAA